UUCGGUUUAUUUACUUUGGUUUUGGGUAUAUCUGAGGUCCGUGAUUUUUGUGCUAUUUAGACGACUGGAUUUUUGUGGCUGGUUCUCCCGCUCCCCCACCAUCGCAGGCGACAAUCCAGAUUUUCUUGUCUCCCUCUUUCGAUACUCUCCAUAUCAUCAAUCCCGACACGCAGACUUGAACCGAAGCAAUGGCGCCGACUAAGGGCCCCGCCGCUGGCAAGGCCUCGAACAAGAGCGACGGAAAGAAGAGCAAGCCCCUCUCGUCCGCAUCGAAAGUGAACAAGAAAGGCGCCAAGCGCCCGCCGCCCAAGGAAGUCAAGGCGAAGGCGCGCACGGAGUCUAGUCUGUUGAAGAAGACGAAGAAGAGAGAAUAUACCGAGGAGGAACUGGGACUGCCCAAGCUGAAUGCGAUCACCCCCGUUGGUGUGGUGAAGCCCAAGGGCAAGAAGAAGGGCAAGACUUUCGUUGACGAUGCGGAGGGAAUGAUGACAAUCCUCGCCAUGGUCAAUGCCGAGAAGGAAGGACAGAUCGAAUCCAAGAUGAUGAAGGCUCGUCAGUUGGAGGAGAUCCGUGAGGCUAAGAGAAAGGAGGCAGAGGCUAGACAGGCGCAGAAGAAGUCUAAGCUGGAGGAAGCGAAGCAGUCUAUUCGCCAAAAACGCAAGCACAAGGGUGGCUCCAGCGAGACAAAGGAUGAAGCACCCAGCAGGGAGUCGUCUUCAAAGUCAAAAGGAAAGAAGAAGAGUGUUGCGUUUGCUUGAAAUUCUAUGUACAAAAGUAAUUCUGUCUAUACCGGGUCUAUGUAGUUAGAUGGGUUUCUGGCGUUAUACUGGUCUAUGUCUUCCGAAACAAUGGCGUGCAUGACACAUGAUGAGCAUCUCUCCAAUUGAAGCACUGAUCCUAUCAAUGGGACCAGUUCGGUUAUGCAAUAUUUGUUGACUAGGGCCUGAUUUGC
Aspergillus eucalypticola CBS 122712 is the source of this 952-nucleotide messenger RNA. NCBI's taxonomy places the organism in Eukaryota, Fungi, Ascomycota, Eurotiomycetes, Eurotiales, Aspergillaceae. Gene Ontology annotation, cellular component: nucleolus; preribosome, large subunit precursor. The record is from RefSeq and is a predicted model, not a curated record. The coding region runs from base 189 to 758 and encodes 189 amino acids. Gene Ontology annotation, biological process: ribosomal large subunit biogenesis; intracellular mRNA localization. Gene Ontology annotation, molecular function: mRNA binding. The transcript is spliced from 3 exons.